AUGUUCAAAGUUCCAUGCACUCAGGUCCUCGAUCAAGAAGGCAUCGUCUUCGCUGGUGCACGCAUUUCUUCGAAACAGACCAUGAUCAAUAAGCAUAUGCCAGUAGUGUCUCAGGACAGUGCGUCGCCAACGGCUCAAGCUUCGAUCACGGGUGGGCGCUCAAUAGAAUACAAGGAUGUCUCCAUCACCUAUAAGAAUCCUGUUCCAUCGUAUGCGGAACGUGUGUUAUUAACUUACAACGACGAAGAAGCGCAUUUGGUCAAAGUUCUCCUCAGACAAACAAGACGGCCAGAACUGGGAGACAAGUUCUCUUCGCGGCAUGGACAAAAAGGAGUGUGUGGCCUAAUUGCUGCUCAGGAAGAUCUUCCUUUCAAUGACCUCGGCAUGGUGCCAGACAUGAUUAUGAAUCCACAUGGAUAUCCAUCUCGAAUGACUGUGGGAAAAGCUCAUGGAGCUACUCAGCAGCAAGAAUGCGGUUCUAAGUGGACGUUAUCACUACGGUACAGCUUUCGGUGGCGAUCAGUGAUGACGUUUGCUCGGCAAUUCUCGGAUUCGUGUAGUUUUCAGGUUAACGAUGUAUGUAACGAACUGGCAUCGCGAGGGUACAAUUACUUGGGCAAGGACAUGCUUACCAGUGGGAUCACCGGUCAGCAGCUCUCUGCCUACAUCUACUUCGGACCAAUUUACUACCAGAAGCUCAAACAUAUGGUUCAUGAUAAGAUGCAUGCAAGAGCUCGAGGACCGAGGGCUGUGUUAACUAGGCAACCCACAGAAGGCCGUUCUCGUGAAGGAGGUCUUCGUUUGGGUGAAAUGGAACGUGAUUGUCUGAUUGCAUACGGAGCAUCCAUGCUUCUUAUGGAGCGGUUAAUGGUCUCAUCGGAUGAGUUCAAGGUGGAAGUGUGUUCGGACUGCGGCCUCAUAGGAUAUCACGGUUGGUGCCAGAAUUGUCGAUCUAGCAAAUCCUUGGCAAAUAUCAAAAUUCCAUAUGCAUGCAAAUUACUAUUUCAAGAGUUACAGUCGAUGAAUAUUGUGCCGAGACUUGAACUUGCAAGGUACACUCAAUAG
Messenger RNA from Ostertagia ostertagi, 1065 nucleotides. Lineage: Eukaryota; Metazoa; Nematoda; Chromadorea; Rhabditida; Trichostrongylidae. The record is from the annotation of a GenBank genome assembly.